ACCAAUUUGAAAUUAAACACUUUUUUGCUGCUGCGCCCCAUUUCGUCACCAUCCCAUUCGUCACAUCCGAUUCGACAUACCCCGAUUCCUCCCACUUUUUGGUUUUUUUCAAUCUGUUCCAUUUAACUGUUGUAAAUUUUAGCGAUAUCAAUGAAUAAACUUAAUCGGAUUUGUGUGACAUCUUUGCUUACCAAUUAUCGAUGUUUACAACAAAUUAGGAAUUCCUAUAAUUAUCCAGUAACAUUCGAAAAAGUAGUCUUUCCGCCUGAUGGAAAAUUUCAGUUACCUGCAAUGCCUCCUGAACCCGUUUAUGAUGAAGCACUUGGCGAGGUUAAGAAAAAACUGAAUAGGCGUAUGAUUGAGGCAAGAGGCUAUGAACCUAUACACACAGAGUUGAUUCACAAACAAUUUGGACUUGCUGCUAUCAGUGGUGGCUUCAUAACUGGUGCUGAUUUUGCAUACCUUCAAGAGCAUGUCAACAAAUUUCUAAAGAAAAAUCAAUUUGCAGUUUGGCGUGUUGAUGCCCCAUGGUUACCACGGACUCGACGUUUGAGAGGCACGAAGCGCGGCGGUGGUAAAGGCCCUAUCCAUCAUUUUGAGACUCCUGUUCGUGCAGGCCGUAUCAUUCUUGAAGUUGGUGGUUACAUACUCGAAGCUGAGGCUCGUGCGAUAUUAAUGACUUGUCUGCAGCGUUUUCCAUUUCCUAUUGAAUUUGUUAGUGAUGAACUAUUGCAAAGAAGACGAGAUGUUGAAGUUAAAAUAAAAGAACAAAAUGAAAAUAAAUUCGAUUGGGACACUAUGAUUAAGUACAACAUGCAGGGUUGUCAAUAUUGGCUGUCUCCUUAUGAUGUUAUUUGGAAAUGCAAAUACAAGUAG
This is a messenger RNA of Meloidogyne enterolobii, 876 nucleotides long. Lineage: Eukaryota; Metazoa; Nematoda; Chromadorea; Rhabditida; Meloidogynidae. The record is from the annotation of a GenBank genome assembly.